AUGAUGGCCUACUACGGGCAACGUGGCGAGCCAGUUGCACCGCCCGCCGGGGGAGCGAAAUCCGCUGAUGCUGCGUCGCUGCACACGGCGGCGUUCCGGGACUCGGAUGAAUGCUAUUUCGACCAUGAUGAUGCACUCUUUACGGAGGCCGGCGAGCCCACGCCGAGGCUAGUGUUUGGCGAGGAACCCAGCUUUGAGGAGGCCAAGGCUGCUACCUUGGAAUUGAAAAACGCCUUUGAUGGGGUUUACCCGUCCUCUAAUUCUUCUGUGUGCGAGGGUUCUACUCGUAGUGAAGUCUCUGUUCAGUCACCUCUUCUUCCUGGGACGGAGACCAAAUCUCAGCUGAUCGAGGCUAUUUCAAAUCCUUUGAUGCCGAAGCAUGUCAAUCAGGCGUUCGGGGACUUGGAUGAAUGCGAUUUUGACCGCGAUGAUGCACUCAUUACGGAGGCCGGCGAGCCCACGCCCAGGCAAGUGUUUGGCUACGUACCCAGCUUUGAGGAGGCCAAGGCUGCUACCUUGGAAUUGAAAAACGCCUUUGAUGGGGAUUACCCGUCCUCUGAGUCUUCUGUGUGCGAGGGUUCUACUGGUAGUGAAGUCCCUGUUCAGUCCCCUCUUCUUCCUGGGACGGAGACCAAAUCUCGGCUGAUCGAGGCUAUUUCAAAUCGUUUGAUGCAGAAGCAUCUAUUCCGUCAGGCCUGUGAACUUCUGAGCACAAAUCCGAAGGCCCUGGACAUUAUAGCGUCUCUUGCUUCUAAUCCGAACGUAUUGGACGCCAUCAUGCAAGAUCCUUUGGUGAAGGACUGCCUUCAAUCUCACCAACCAGCUGCUAGGAUUGAAUCAGAGGAAUCUCCUGAAACUUUGGAGAAGUUACACCACUCUGACCAAAAAGACAACAAACGAAGUGGGUUUGCGGCUUCCAUGAAGGAGAGAGUGCAGAAUUUUAUGGGGGCAGCGACUGGAAAGGUAAGCAAUGUGUCAAAGUACUUUACUAACCGCUUGUUUGGGUCAUCAGAAGCGGAGAACACGUCGUCCAGUGCUAAUGGAAACACGAGAGCAAACUUCAUGUUUGGGUCAAAGUACUUUAACAACUUGUUUGGGUCAUCAGAAGCAGAGAAUACGUCGUCUGGUGCAAAUGGAAACACGGGAACAAAGUGCGAGUUUGGGUCAAAAUACUUCAACAUACAAGUCAUCGGAAGCGGAGAUAAUUCUGAGGUUGGUAAUGCUGGUGAUUAUGUUGGUCCUGUUCAAGCGGGUGUAAAAUCUUACUAUCGCCGACCCUUCUAA
Molecule: messenger RNA, 1284 nt
Organism: Neltuma alba
Lineage: Eukaryota; Viridiplantae; Streptophyta; Magnoliopsida; Fabales; Fabaceae
Exons: 5
Coding region: 1-1284 (427 amino acids)
Source: RefSeq, a predicted model, not a curated record